UAUGCUACCACUUCAUCAUGAUCAAAAGUAAAACGUGAAUCUAAGACACCUGCUAUUUGAUCAUAUCCUGAGAUUCUGUCUGAGCAACAUUGGCCGCUGCAUCUUGCCGGGUCGCUGUUGCUGACCGCUACAUUCUACCAAGCUCCGCCAAGAUGGAUGCUCUCAUAAAAGAGUUCAGGAAGGCAUACGCCGAAGAACGCGGCAACGACCUUGCCAGAACACUCACACCUGAUCUGACAGAAGCCCCUAGCAAGUUGUUGGCCGUCUGGGAAAGUGCUAAAAACGCCCAAUCUAUCAAAGAUGAUUUACAAUUCCUCUUUGUCCGGGAUAAGUCAGUAAAGCUAGGAAUAUCGCGGGAAGAGUCUCAAGGCUGGCAGGAGGUGUAUUUGGCAUACUGGAAGGCCCUCGGUGAGAUCCUGGCUGUUGAAGGUCAGAGACGAGAUGGUGCAAAGUCGUCAUGGACAAAGGUGUACGAAACGUGGAAGGACUUCACCCUUCAAAUCAUCCGAGGUUACACAAACCAUGAGUUCGAAAAUUGGACGAUCCCUUGUCUUUAUGUCGCUGGCAGGUUUAUGAGACUCUAUGCAAUCCGAGCAGACGCCGAAAGGGCUACCACUGGUGGCAACGAUGAUGCCGUCAUCAACUUUCAAGACGAUUUUGACCCAGAGGCCGAAAAGAACAAGUCUCUGGAAGACUGUGCCCGGCAUCUGAACCGUAUCUUCACGACGUGCUUGAGCGAUAGAGCACCGCUGGCUGAGUCUCGGAAAUGGGGUAUUUAUUAUGCUAUCAAUCUCCUUUUCAAGACGCACUUCAAACUCAACUCGACAUCCCUAUCAAGGGUUGUCUUGAAGUCUCUAUCUGCUGGUCGUGGAGACAUGCCUGAACUUGAUAGUUUCCCCAAAUCCCAGCAAGUUACUUUCAAGUACUACGAAGGCGUACUUGCCUUUCUCGAGGAGAACUACGUCGAGGCUGAAAAGCACUUAACUGCUGCUUGGCAAAUGUGCCAUAAAGACGCGACGCGAAAUCUAGAGCUUAUAUUAACUUACCUUAUUCCGUGUCAUCUUCUGACGACGCAUACGCUGCCAAGUGCUAAGCUUCUGGAAGCCUUUCCCAGACUACAAAAGCUAUUCCUCAAACUGGCUGUUGCGAUUAAGAAGGGAGAUCUCAAAGCUUUCGAUCAAGCACUCGUCGAAGGUGAGGACGAAUUUGUGAAGCGGCGGAUUUAUUUGACACUUGAGCGUGGCCGUGAUAUCGCAUUACGUAACCUCCUUAGGAAAGUUUUCGUUGCUGGAGGGUUCGAGGAUGCCAAAGAAGGACAGGAUGCUGUGCGGCGUACUAGGAUACCAGUUGCCGAGUUCGCCGCAGCAAUGAAGCUUAGCAGUGGACAAGCGAUUGAUACCGAUGAAGUCGAGUGUCUAAUGGCAAACAUGAUCUAUAAGAACCUGAUGAAAGGCUACAUCGCGCACGAGCGUGGUAUCGUCGUCCUAAGCAAAAACGGAGCGUUUCCCGGCACAAAUGUGUAAUUUAGCGAGGACCAUAUGAAAGUAUACACAUCCCCUUGAAGCGACGAGCUUCGCCUAUUCAAAACCGCCUUUGUUGGGGAGAAAAGUGUAAUGACGCGCGUGAGACAAUUUGCGCGAUACUGGUAUUAUUUAGGUACCAGUGAAGCAGUUAGGGAUUCUCAAACGAUAGCAAUCUCAAUAUCUGAAGCCUAAUUCACCGCUGCGUCUUCCGCAUUGAUAUCGAGUCAAAUAGAGGUUUUAGAAAGUUUAG
Molecule: messenger RNA, 1773 nt
Organism: Truncatella angustata
Lineage: Eukaryota; Fungi; Ascomycota; Sordariomycetes; Amphisphaeriales; Sporocadaceae
Exons: 6
Coding region: 153-1523 (456 amino acids)
Biological process (GO): post-transcriptional tethering of RNA polymerase II gene DNA at nuclear periphery; transcription elongation by RNA polymerase II; poly(A)+ mRNA export from nucleus
Cellular component (GO): transcription export complex 2
Molecular function (GO): double-stranded DNA binding; RNA binding
Source: RefSeq, a predicted model, not a curated record